AAGGCUGGAAUAGAAAGAAUAUGGAUAAAACAUGGCGGUUUUUUAGUCUUACGGUAAGUUCAAAAAUGUUUAAACAGUGACUUGUAUUAUGUAACGCUGACAUUUGGCACGAUUUGGGUGGAGUGACGUCACAGUAAGGUAUAAAUGUCAAUGAACAUAAUGCAUAACAGGUAUCUAUUUAAACGCACAUCUGUUACUGAACGAACAUUAUUAAUAAGUCAUAGUAGACGGCAUUGUCAUUUCGCGGUAAGAGGUUCUAAUUGCGGCUGCGUAGAUCGUAUUUCUUAUUCGGUGACGUCAUCAACGUGAGUGGCCGUGCCAGAGCGCUGUCAGUUGAAUGAGAUUGGUUACCAGUGUAGCCGCGGUAUAAGGUUGAGUGUCAGAGUUCGACCAAUUGGGUGAUUGCUCGUAGUUUGGUACAUAGGAUUUGAAUAUCGUAUUAAUGUGGGUAUAAAUAUUUUAUGCGAUAUAUUUGUGCAUCACAGAAGGCUGGUGGCUCGACAAGCUACGAAAGGAUAGUAGUUUUUCAUUGCAGUACUACCGAUCACUGUGAGUUGGUUGUUUGUUAACAAAAUGAACGAAAACGAAGCAAUGCAGCUUGAAUUGCUAAGAAAGCAAAUGGCAAUCUUGCAGGAAAACUUGGACCAGUUCUUCAUGAUAAUAAACGGCAUGUUCAUAUUCUUCAUGCAAUGUGGGUUCGCUUUUCUGGAAGCAGGAUCAGUAAGAAGUAGUAACACAGUCAAUAUUCUUAUGAAGAACACACUUGACGUUUUCGUUGGUUCUUUAUCAUUUUUCGCGUUCGGUUAUCCAUUUGCAUAUGGUCGUCCGGGCAACUCGUUCAUCGGCCACAACAACUUUUUCGGGGCAAAUGUGCAAUACUUUGAGAAAUCGGUCAUAGCAAACAACCAAACUUUGGGCGGAUAUGAAACCAGUAGUUCGUAUUUUGCAAACUUUUUUUUCCAAUAUGUGUUUGCGGCCACUGCAGCGACUGUGGUAUCGGGCGCUGUGGCGGAAAGGGCCGACUUCUCAUGUUAUAUAAUCUACAGCUUCACUAUUACAGGGUUUAUAUAUCCAGUAGGUGCGCACUGGGUUUGGUCGCCCGAUGGAUGGCUUAAUACAGGAGCAGGUACUGGGUUAAGCAUGCAGGACUACGCUGGUAGUUGUGUGGUUCAUGUAUGUGGAGGCAUGGCUGCUUUAGCCGGAGCAAAAAUACUCGGUCCGAGGCUAGGAAGGUUUUCCGAUGAUGGUUUAGAUAAACCAAUACCUGGACACAGCGUACCUCUCGUAUCACUAGGGGCAUUCAUUCUAUUAGUUGGUUUCUUAUGUUUUAAUGGUGGCUCUAUUCAACGCAUAUCCAAGAACGGAGAUGGCCUUGAAGUAUCACUGUCUGUAACUAAUACAAUACUGAGUGGCUCCGCUGCAGGUCUAUCGUCUAUGUUAACGCAUCGAGUACACAGUAUGGUGAAAGGGAAGGGGAAGUAUUGGUCUUUACUAAUGACUACCAACGGUGGAUUGACUGGCAUGGUGGCGUCGUGUGCUGGCUGUAACGACAUUGCUCCUUGGGCUGCACUGCUCACCGGAUCUGUGGCUGGGGUGGUUUUUGUGUUCGCUCGACAAUUUGUUCUAUGGUUGAAGAUAGACGACCCACUGGAUGCGAUUUCCGUUCAUUUGUUUGGAGGAACUGUCGGGACACUUGCGGCUCCAAUUCUCGCUAUUCGUGGUCAAACAAUUAACGGGGUUUCGGUGGGAGGUCCAAUAUACGGAGGUGGUGUGGACGCAUGGAGGGGGGUUGGGUGGAGCUUGGUUGGCUUGUUCUCUAUUGGGUUGUGGUCGGGGUUGUGCUGUUUCACGUUAUUCACGACGUUGGACAUGGUGGGUUUAAUGAGAAUUCCAAAAUCGGUUGAAGAAAGUGGGAUCGAUAUGCAGAAGCAUGGGGAGCAUGCUUAUCCGGAAACAUUUGUGAGAAUCAUAGACGACAGACCAGAAACUCCACGGAAAAACAAAGUGGUCAAACGGAAUGUGGCAUCUGCGCUCGUUGAUAAAUCCCUGCCAGCGAUCACCACGUCAGCAUGGGAUGGUCAACAUCCAUCUGAAGCAGGCUCCUCCACAAACGGAUGUAUAGAAGAUCCAACAAGGUUAUCACCAAGCACCGCGUACAAUCGCAAAUAGAACAUCGUGUGUCAUGCAUGUAUUUUGCGGCCGAUUUGGUUGCCACAGAAUUGCGAGAACGCUGCCGAGUUUUCUUUUGCCAAAAUGUUUGUAUUUUGCACUGCACAUGUAUUCGAUGCAAUAUCAGUUACACAAUGUAAGAUUCAGCAUCUACCUGCUGUUGUCGUGCACUUGUCAUAUUCUAUGUGAAUUGAAAUUAGCCCUGGCGUCAUUGUGAUCGUUUGUUAUUAAAUAUUAAGCUGUUUUGAUAAAUUUCUGGCCUAAAAUAUAACGAAUUGUGUGAGGUGCGAAUACAGGGUCUGUAGAUGAACAAGACUGUCUCAAACUUUUGCAUAGUCCUGCAACAACAAUUACUACUAGUACAACUACAAUACUAAACAGUUAGACAUCUAAAGAUUCUGGUCUAUGCAAAUAGAACAAAAGUCAGCUGCUUGCUUUGUCAAAGAAUGCACAAACAAAGUUACAACAGAAUCUGCACAUGCCUUAAUGCACAAAUACAUAUCAAAAGUACUUUAUAUAUAUUUUGCACCGUCUAAAAUCUAACUGUUGUCAUUCACAAAGCCAUAAACAAGGAACUCAAAAAAAAA
Ciona intestinalis (vase tunicate) is the source of this 2756-nucleotide messenger RNA. RefSeq names its product ammonium transporter 1 (gene amt-1). Gene Ontology annotation, molecular function: ammonium channel activity. The record is from RefSeq and is a predicted model, not a curated record. NCBI's taxonomy places the organism in Eukaryota, Metazoa, Chordata, Ascidiacea, Phlebobranchia, Cionidae. Gene Ontology annotation, biological process: ammonium homeostasis; ammonium transmembrane transport. Gene Ontology annotation, cellular component: plasma membrane.